This is a messenger RNA of Callithrix jacchus (white-tufted-ear marmoset), 3878 nucleotides long. The record is from RefSeq and is a predicted model, not a curated record. Lineage: Eukaryota; Metazoa; Chordata; Mammalia; Primates; Cebidae.
CGAAUUGUGGAAUCCAGAUUUUUUAUCGUUAUAGGGUAGCCUACCAGUGCUGUUUCACGUAUAGGGGUAUUGUUUGUCUUGUUUUAUGUUUGCUCAUCAUUAGCUAAAUUGGGGUGUUUUGAAUGUUAGAGGGGAUUAAAAUUAAAGUUGUGAAAUUGAAGGCAACGCUUGAGGUUAAUGGAAGUUAUCUGAGGCUUGUGUGAACAGGGAUUAUGCGCUUUUAUUCUUUUUCGGCAAACCCUGGCUUAGCAAGUAGGGAUGAGGUUUGGAGGCCCAUGAGGCUGAAAUCCCUGUUAGUAUUUAUUGAAUGAUUGUGCCGUGCAGGGCUCUGUUCUGGAUACUGUCGCGGGAUCCAGAGACUUUUGAAUAUUUAUAACAAUACCUUUUCCAAAGAAACCUAGAAAGAAAAAAGACUGACUUACGUGGUCACAUGAAUUAUUCUAGUAGUAGUACACUCUGGGAGGGAGGAGGGAUCUCAGUGGGGAGAACGUAAAUGCUUCCAGGAGGGAAUAGUUUGAGGUGGGCCUUUCUGAUUGCAUGAGAUGGUAACAAACUCAGGGAGUGGCGCUGGGUUUCAGGAAGUCAGGGAACAGAAAAGGAUGGAUGUAUUUAGGGAUAAAAUAGUUUGCUGAAAGGGGAGACCAUUCCAAGCAGAAGAAACAAAUUAUAGCUUCCUACUAUCGGACCACUUUCUAUCAGGGAGACAGUUCUUGACCUUUAUCUGUACCUCCAUUGCAUUGAUCUUUCCGUUUUCUACCCACUGCACCCCCUUUUCCACAACGUAUGUCGCUCCCUUGAAAAAUUAUCUUGUCCCUUCCUGCACUUUGUUUUCUGACAAAACUCUUACUCUGGAUGAACUCAACUAUUUGCCCUCUUUGUACCUGCCCCUAUGCGGCUGAACUUUGCUGGAAAAAGUCCUGCGCAAAUUGAUGAUAGUAUAAAGCGAAAAUGGCCAAACUCUUGAAUAUUAACUCAGGAUGGACUUGAGAUCCUUCUGAUACUGUUUCUCUAGUGAGCCUACUUUCUAACUUUCUCCAGUGACAAUUCCCCAAACUCUAUAACCUCUGUCUGCCUCUUUCUUAAUUUCGGGUAAUGACUUUGCAAGUCAGGUCAAUUCUGCAUCUAAUCUGCCUACUUUUUUCCUCCUUCACUAUCACACCCAACUUCAAAUCAUCCACAUUUUCUCACCUCAGCUACUACUGUAUCUUCCUGACUUAUGUCUCUGUUUUCUAUUUUGUGCCCCUCUCAUCCCUUCUUCAUUCAGCAGAAAAAAGUGACUCAUGUCAGAUUCUUCAGUGAAUUACAUUGCCCUUAGAAGUUAGAAUAAAGUCCAGACUCCUAACCGUGGCCUAUAAAAAUCCUUGGUCUGGGCUUUGCUGAUAUCUUUAGCAGGAUCUCUUGUCAUUCACCUCCCCUCCUGCUUUCACAUAGCUGGCUUCUUAAUCUUUAGGUUUUAAAGUAUGUCACCACCAGAGACCUUACCAGAUCAAACUAUCUAAGACAGGCACCGUGAUUUCUCUUGCACUCUCUAACCCUAGAUGUUCUGGAAUACAGCAUCCUGCUUCUGCCAUUUUACUUAUUACAAUCUGUAUUUAUUGACUGAUUGAUUGAUUGAUUGAGAUGGAGUCUUGCUCUAUAGCCCAGGCUGGAGUGCAGUGCCGCAAUCUUGGCUCACUGCAGCCACUGUCUCCCGGGUUCCAGUUCAAGCAGUUCUCUUACCUCAGCCUCCCAAGUAGCUGAGAUUACAGGCACAAGCCACCAUGCCUAGCUAAUUUUUGUAUUUUUUUAGUAGAGACGGGGUUUCACCAUGUUGGCUAGUCUGGUCUUGAACUCCUGACCUUGUGAUCCACCCACCUUGGUCUCCCAAAAUGCUGGGAUUACAGGCGUGAGCCACUGCACCCGGCCUGUAAUUAUUUAUUUUUUCCGUUCUGUCAUAAGUUCCUUGAGGGCAGGACUUAUGUCUCUUUCAUUCACCACCAUGUUCCCAGCUGCAAGUACAAUGACAGGCACAUAGUUGGCACUUGCUACAUGUUUGCUGAGUGAAUGAAUAAAGGCACUCUAGGCCAAAUCCAGAGGCAAAAGGAGAAAGCAUGGCAUGGGCCAAGAAUUGAAAGAAGUCGAUGUCAGAAGUGGUGAGCAUGCCAAACCUUUUACACCAGAGAAAGCAAAAGAAAUUAUCAUGUCUUUACAACAACCUGCCAUCUUCUGUAACAUGGUGUUUGAUUGGCCAGCACGACACUGGAAUGCUGAAUACCUUUCAGAGGUCCUUCAUGGCAAACAGAUACGAUUCAGAAUGGGGAUGAAAAGCACCAGCACAGUUCCUCAAUUUGAAACUACAUGUAGUUACGUAGAAGCUACACUUGAAGAGUUUCUGACCUGGAACUGUGACCAGUCUAGUAUUUCUGGACCAUUUAGAGAUUAUGAUCAUUCCAAGUUCUGGGCUUAUGCUGACUAUAAAUAUUUUCUCAGUCUAUUUGAAGAUAAGACAGAUAUUUUCCAGGAUGUGAAAUGGUCUGACUUCGGGUUUCCUGGAAGAAAUGGACAGGAAAGUACAUUGUGGAUUGGCUCCUUGGGAGCCCACACAACCUGUCAUCUGGACUCCUAUGGUUGUAACUUGGUAUUCCAGGUACAAGGAAGGAAACGAUGGCAUCUCUUUCCUCCUGAAGAUACUCCUUUCCUUUAUCCAACUAGAAUCCCUUAUGAAGAAUCUAGUGUGUUCAGUAAAAUCAAUGUUGUCAAUCCUGAUUUAAAGCGUUUUCCUCAGUUCCAGAAAGCUCAAAGACAUAUGGUUACACUGAACCCAGGACAGGUUCUGUUUGUUCCCAGACACUGGUGGCAUUACGUAGAAUCCAUUGAUCCUGUCACUGUCAGCAUAAACUCCUGGAUCGAACUGGAAGAGGAUCACCUAGCCCGGGUAGAAGAAGCAAUCACCCGUAUGCUUGUGUGUGCCCUGAAAACUGCAGAAAAUCCACAAAAUACAAGAGCCUGGUUAAACCCUACUGAGGUUGAGGAAACAUCCCAUGAAGUAAACUGUUGCUACUUAAAUGCAGCUGUUUCUGCAUUUUUUGAUCACUGCAGAACAUCUAAGGUAGUAGAAAUCCAAACACUGAGAACAUAUGGAGACCACAUGAAAAAGGAAGAAUUCAGUGUGUGCGACCACGUGGAGGUGGGCCAAACAGGUAGCCAGAACUUAACCACGGGAAUAGGCAAACUGGAGGCAGCAAGUCACUUUGGGCCAGAUCUGGUCCCUGUAGCACAGAGGUCCGAAGAACCAUCUUCAGAAAGAGGAGGCAUGUUUGAAAGUGAUGGGAAAGACUUUGUAGACAAGGAUGGAGAACACUUUGCAAAACUGCGUUGUGCCAAGAGGCAACAAAUAAUGAGCAACAGUGAAAAUGCAGUUGAGGAAGAGAUUGUCUCAAAUACUACUGCGGUUCCUUCUCAAACAUUCAUUUCUACAGAUGACUUGCUCGACUGCUUGGUGAAUCCACAAGUAACCAGGAUAGUGGCACAACUUUUGAUACAAAGAAGUUUAUGAUUCUAGUGGAAGAUGACUUUUAAAAUAACAUUUUUUAAUUAUCUAUUUUUAAGUAGUAGGAUCAUAAAAUAAAGAUGAACCAGCAAAAGUUCAGUUUGCGUGUUUGUAAAUGUAUUUAUCCUUACCAAAUUACAUUUCAGUCUGUUGCCACUGCCUUUCAUGCACAUUCCUCUUUGGCCAAACUGGCUGUUCUUUAUUUGUAAGCUUUUUUUCCUCCCUCAUGCCAUCCUUUCAGCCUGUCUCAAAUGUAAGUCCCAAGUAUUUCCAGCAGGAAGUAAUCUCUCCAUCAGUUUCAGGGGGCCAGCCUGCUGCUUACUUUUGCAGAUAAAAUUUUACUGGAACA